AUGAAUCCCCUGAGAACAACAACACCGCGAAUUGCUGGACACCGGGGCUUCAGUGCUGGUGCUCCGGAAAAUACGCUCGCUGCAUUUCGAAAGGCUGUAGAGGUUGGCGGAAAGGGCGUCACAUGUGAAACUGACCUUGCUCUUACGAGUGACGGCGAGCUCAUCUUAAUCCACGACGAAACCGUGGACCGAACCACUGACGGCCACGGCCUUGUCCGUAACAUGACCUACGCAGAGAUUGAGAAGCUGGAUGCAGGUAGUUGGUUUGACAAGAAGUUUGCUGGAGAGCAGAUCCCGCGUCUUAGCGAUGCCCUCAGUCUGGCGCGAGAACUUGGAAUCAUCUACCAGCUCGAACUCAAGAUUUACGACCAGAACGACCUCAUCUUCGCCAAGCUUAGAGCUUUGAUCGACGAGCUGCAGUGCGCAGACCUGCUUCAGUUCUCCUCCUUCGACUUUGUCCAACUUCAAGCAAUCAAAAAAAUCGUUCCAGAGGUCCCGACGGUGGGAAUUUCUCAUUCGCGGCUCAUCGACCCUGCCGCCAUAGCGCGGGAAGCAAAUCUAGAUGCAGUCAAUCUUGAGAUUCAGCAUUUCCCCAGUGGCGAGGCUUACCAGCUCCACGAGGGAGGCUUUGCUGUCUUUUUGCACAUUCCGUCUCCAGCGAGGCUCGAGGCACUCAAGAAAUAUGGCGUGGAUGUAGAGGCCCAAGCUGUCAAUUGGGUGCGAGAAGGAUUGCUAGAUCAACUUAUAAGUGAUGAUGUGGCCCAGGUUGCGAGGAUUUUGAGCGAUGCUCGUGCACUGCAUGAUUGA
Messenger RNA from Clonostachys byssicola, 807 nucleotides. NCBI's taxonomy places the organism in Eukaryota, Fungi, Ascomycota, Sordariomycetes, Hypocreales, Bionectriaceae. The record is from the annotation of a GenBank genome assembly.